CCUAGCUCGUAUUUUCCCAUGGCCCCCACAUGUCUAUCAUACUCCAUUUUCUAUCACUAUCCAGUAUCUUUGAUGGGAGUUCGGCCUCGAGAUCGCUGGGACUGCUCCGUUAACACCGACAAACAAGAUGGUGGGACAUCUAAUGGUUGGAAAAGAUGGGUAUAAAUAGAGGCCACCAUCAGCAAGAGGAUAGCCUCUUUUAACACAUCACAAUCACAAUCAGCACGAUCUACCCAAGCUUAUAUUCGUUCAAAGUUCUCCCAGUAUACACCCUUCUUACAACCAUGUCGGCCCCCAACUCUGCGGUCUGGCUUUUGGAAGCGGGCGGACAGUUCGUGGUCAAAGAAGCUCCAUUGCCUACCCCCGGCCCUGAUGAAAUUCUAAUUAAGAACAAAGCUGUCGCGGUCAAUCCCAUGGACUGGAGGAUCCAGGUCCAUGGACCGCACUUACCUUUUCCCAAAAAGUAUCCCUUUAUCCUCGGCGCCGACAUUGCUGGAGAAAUCUACGAAGUGGGCCAAGACGUAACCACCUUCAAAAAGGGAGACCGAGUAAUGGGGGGAGCCAACUGGUUCCUUACCAACGAAAUCAGAGACUCCGGGUUCCAAAACUACACAAUCUGUAAAGCUACCCUCGCGGCCCCCAUUCCGGACACCAUGUCUUUCGAAAGCGGGAGUGUCCUCCCCCUAGCCCUAUCAACGGCAGCAAUGGGCCUCUAUCCAGCUGGCCGGCUUGAGCUCCCCUUACCCCAAAUCCCCACACCAAAACCCAUCAACAAGGUUGUCCUCGUCUGGGGCGGCUCAUCGAGCACCGGCAGCGCAACGAUUCAACUGGCAGUAGCAUCAGGGGCAAUUGUUAUCGCCACCGCGUCUGCGAAGAACCAUUCCUUCGUGCAGAGUCUCGGUGUGGCCAAGGUGCUGGAUUACCACGAGGAUAGCAUCAUCCAUGACCUGGUUAACGCUAUCCGGGAUACUCCCGGGGAAUUCGUGGGUGCCCUGGAUGCGAUUGGCGAGGAGGAGACGAUAAGGAGAUGUGCGGACGUGGUCAAGGGACUUGGUGGUGGACGUGUGGUCACGAACUUGCCUAUGCCGAUUAAGGAUAUUCCUGAUGAAGUGGAGCUUGUUGGUGUUGUUGAUGUCGCGAAUAUCUCUGAUAAUAAGGAGAUCUCCGAGGGUAUUUGGGGCAAAUUUAUCCCUGAGGCGUUGAAGGAUGGGACGUUGAAGCCAGUCCCUGAACCUUUGGUUGUUGGAGAGGGCUUGGAGAAGAUCCCUGAGGGUGUUUCUUUGUCUCAGCAGGGCAUCUCGGCGAGGAAGAUCGUUGUGACCUUGUAAUUGAGGUAGAUAUUUGCCUAGGGGAAAGUACAUACGUGUAUGGUGGUUGUCAUUAUUGUUGUUUUGUUUUGUUGUUUUGGGUUUGAAUCCUGAGCACGCUAAUGAAUAGCUAGCCAAUUGAUGAAGACUUUGGACUGACUAAUGACCGAGUAUUCAAUAAUGAUGUGUGCAUGUAGAAAUCAGCCUACAACUAUUAUGAUUAGCCUUGCGCGGGGUUCUAGGAAGAUAUGUGAAUUGGUCCUCAAAAGCGUCUUGGUCUUCUCUUGCUC
Aspergillus pseudotamarii is the source of this 1597-nucleotide messenger RNA. RefSeq names its product zinc-binding alcohol dehydrogenase family protein. The record is from RefSeq and is a predicted model, not a curated record. Lineage: Eukaryota; Fungi; Ascomycota; Eurotiomycetes; Eurotiales; Aspergillaceae. The transcript has 5 exons. Gene Ontology annotation, molecular function: oxidoreductase activity, acting on NAD(P)H. The coding region runs from base 285 to 1328 and encodes 347 amino acids.